Fusarium mangiferae is the source of this 1329-nucleotide messenger RNA. RefSeq lists its product as uncharacterized. Lineage: Eukaryota; Fungi; Ascomycota; Sordariomycetes; Hypocreales; Nectriaceae. The coding region runs from base 1 to 1329 and encodes 442 amino acids. Gene Ontology annotation, molecular function: FAD binding. The transcript is spliced from 3 exons. The record is from RefSeq and is a predicted model, not a curated record. Gene Ontology annotation, biological process: secondary metabolite biosynthetic process.
AUGAGUAACAAGCAGCAUGACUCUAUUACGAAGAAGACAGAGAGAUCAUUCGAAAUCGCAGUGAUAGGAGGUGGUAUUGUAGGUUUGAUGGUAGCGAUAGGACUGUUGAAACGUGGAAUUGAGGUCACUGUCUUUGAGCAAGCUCAAGAGCUUACUGAAGUCAGUGCUGGUUUUGCAUUCACCGGCGUCGCUCGUGAGUGCAUGAGGCGACUAGAUCCUCGCUUGUUGGAAGUCCUGGAGCGCAUUGGAGAGGUCAACCGCCAUCCCUGCAAUCGUUACUGGGAUGGUUUCAACCCUACCACGCAAGAAGAAGCAGAGUCCAAGGACUCUCUACUUUUUGAAGUAUCAGCAAGAGAUCUGGAUUACAAAGGGUGCCUCAGAUCUCACUUGUUACAUGAGAUGGCCAGCAUGCUACCCCCCGGCUCGAUCAAGCUGGGGAAACAACUGAAAGACUUGCAAGACGAAGCGAGCAACGACAAGGUUACUCUCACAUUUUCGGACCAAAGCAUUUACGAGGUCGAUGGUGUGAUUGGGUGUGACGGAGUCCGCUCGCGAACCCGGCAGCUGUUGGCGGACGUCGACAAUUUACCCUCGCAGGCGCACUUUGCUCAUAAGGUUGCGUACAGAGCUCUCAUACCUAUUUCAGAUGCUGUAUCCGCCUUUGGCUACGAUAAGGGAAUGAAUCAAUGCACGCACAUGGGGCCCGGAGUGGCUAUUGUUUCAUAUCCCGUAGCUCACUGGACUUUCCUAAACAUUGCGAUAUUUGUUCACGAACCUGGAGAAUGGGAAAGCGAAAAGAUGACAGCAACGGCGACAAGGGAUGAGUUGAGCCGUUAUGUUUCUAACUGGAGCCCAUCCAUCCAAACUAUUGUUCAGAGGCUGCCAGAAAAUCUUACAAAAUGGGCUCUGUUCGACACGGCCGACUAUCCUGUAUCUACAUACGCAGAAGGUCGUGUUUGUAUAGCUGGAGAUGCUGCUCACGCCACCACACCUUUCCUCGGAGCCGGUGCUUGUAUGGGCGUAGAAGACUCUCUCGUCCUGGCUACUACGUUAGAUCUAGCCUUGGACCACAUCAACGAGGAGGGCGCACAUAGUAGGGCCAAAGCUAUUUCGGCUGCUUUCCGGGCCUACAGUACUGUGCGACUCGACAGAUCCCAGUGGCUUGUGCAGGGAUCUCGCGAUAUCGGGGACCUUUAUCAGUGGAGGAAUCCCAAGACUGGUCGAGAUCCCCACAAAUGUAGGGAGGAGCUUGUCGGUCACCAAAGACGAAUAUGGGAUUUUAAUGUCAAUGAGAUGGUUACGGAAGCAGGGCAUGGGUUUUUUAUUUAG